Molecule: messenger RNA, 3717 nt
Organism: Drosophila yakuba
Lineage: Eukaryota; Metazoa; Arthropoda; Insecta; Diptera; Drosophilidae
Exons: 5
Coding region: 1507-3597 (696 amino acids)
Source: RefSeq, a predicted model, not a curated record
AAAAGAAAUGAUAAAUGUAUGAAAUAAAAGGUAUAAUAAUAAUAUUAUGUUGUUAAUGUUUAAAAAACCUUGUUAAAAAUAAUAUUUCAAAAUAAAAUAUAAAUACAGAAAAAAAUAGCAAAGAAAUUACCACCAAACUAACAGCAUUAUGAAAGUGAAAUUUUGAUUUAUGGCCCAAAAGUUUGGGCCGCCAAAUACUGACCCAAAAAAAGGCAGGCCGGGCGUUAUAAAAUUCCAAUGACCAAUUACGUUUAGAAAUUGCGUGUUGCGCCUUGCAUAAAAUGCGACCAAUUAUUGGGGGGCGUUUCAUAAGCAUGUCUCAUUAUCAUCGAAGGGCCUGUGGUGUAUGAAAUGGGGCCUACUCUUCGGAAUGGAAAAUGCAUCCAUUUGUUUUUUGGGACACAUCUGAAUUGAAGUCACAUUACCAUUAAAUAUCGCUUAAAAUACAGCUUAAGCUUUUCUAUGAAACUUGUAGGCUCAAAUUGGGCUGACUUCUUUAUGAAAACUAAUUCAAAAUAGUUUUCACGCACACCUUUAGUUUAUUACGAGUCUGGCAGGAAACUGUCUUCCAUCAUUGGAAUUUUUUUUACUACAGUUGAAUGCGAGUUUAAAAAUGUCAGUAAGAUAUUACCAACAAAGCUUCCAUUCAUCUAGAAAAAUAGAAACAUUAAAAAAUUAAUAUAUUUUACGCAAUUAAUUGUUUGAUUCCGCUUUGAAGUGACUGCAAUUCCCCACUGUGCCUGCCACAUUUCGUUAUGUCAAUCGGUGGCUCUGCUCCUGUUUGCUGCCCCAGCAAAAAAGAGUACAAAAGUGGGGCCAACAGGUGACUGACGGCGGCAUUGGGAGGCCAUCUCUCGAUCAUGAGCGCCUGGUCCGCAUUGCUUUUUAAGGUAAAGAGCGAGUGCUGACUUGCGACGACAACAAGUUCGCUGCCUAAGUCUUUUGUUUGGCGCUGUCUCUUUCCUUCCUUUCUUUCGCCGGCCAAGAACAGUCAAUGGGAAAACACUUUCGUUGCGAUUAAUCGGCCACUUGCAGGCAAUUCAUGUAGCUGCUGGUCGCGUGCUGCGCUUUAACCACUGCAAACUAGUUUUAUUUGUUUUCAUGAUGUUUUUUUUUUUAUUUCAUUCGGCGCCAGAGUCAAGAAAAUCCGACCACUUUCUUCAGUGCGCACUUCCAAUGCGAGUCGUCGUCACUCCAUUCCAAUGGAACUCCAGCGGAUGGGCACAUGGUUUUUGUCCGCCAACAGCAACCAGCUAACACUCAGUUGUCUUCGCGACUUGAACAGUUUACAUUUGAAGAAAGCGCCGCGGCGCUCGCUGACAUGAAGUUAAUUGACGUGAUUAUAUACCUAAUUGCCAUCUUGAUCUUCAUCUAUUUGCUGCUGGAAUAGCAGAAGAAGCCAGAAGUCACUCGACAUUUGCCCCAGAGCUUUCUACAAUCCACUAGAUCGACCAGCCAGCUAACCGACAAUUAAACAACGAAAAUCUCUAGCAAAUCCGAAACAAGAUGAGGCCAUUCCUGCUGCUCGCCCUGCUCCUGGCGCUGGCCAGCUGUGAACAGCGUCCGCUGGUCUUCACCAACUGGCCACCGAAGAGCUCCAAGCAGCUUAGUCGUCCCGCCAUUGCAGCUGGAGGUCCUGGAUCCGCCGGAGCGCCAGGCAAGCAGCGCACUCUGGUCGUCCAAAUCCGCAGCGACCAGCCGGUGCCAUUGGUGCUGAAGGGUCGUCCUGGUCAUGCUGCGCACACCCAUGCCGCCCAUCUGGCCCAUCCGCAUUCCGUGCAUCCUGGACACGUCCUGUCGCACGCCCAUUCACAUGCCCAUCUGCACUCGCAUCCGCUGAUCCAUCUGCCACAGCAUCAGUACCAGCAUCAGCACCUGCGCGGACCACCGCGUCCCAUGAAACUGAGUGGUCCUUCGCCCGUCUACCUGAAACCAGCUGGAUCUCUACGGAAGCCACUCAAGAUCAAACUGAACAAUGUGAAGCCCAAGGCGAAACCCACAUUCGGAUACGACAAGCCCUUCAAGUACGAGAAGCCCACUGCUGUGAGCUACAGCGAGCUGCAGAAUCUGCCGCUGGACACGCACAACAACUUCAACACCGAGCACUUUGCACCCAUUUACACGGUACCCGCACCGAACCUGGCCGACAAUCACCUGGACGUGGAGGAGGGUCAUCUUGACACCUCCUACCUGUACAAACCUCCAUCCCAGAUCCAGACCCCAUCCUCCUCAGCCCGUCCCCAGACAUAUUUGCCACCAAAGUACAGUGUGCACGAGGACGAGUCCAAUGACCAAACCAUUCGCGAUCCCAUUUCGGGUUCGCAGAAACUCUUUGCCCCAGAUCCGGAUCCCUCGCUGCCCACCACCAAGAUACGCCCCUCCACCGAAUCGUUCAACACGCCUAGCAACAACAAGCCGCUGCCCGCCGAUGUCCAGAGCAACCAACUGCCCGCCCAGCCAUUGGUUCAGAUUUUGGGAGCCCAGACGGCAGCCCAAACGGCACCGGAGAUCUAUCCCAUUCAGUAUGCCCAGCCGGCGGUACAGUCCCAGUCCUUUAUUGCCGCCAUCCCAGCUGCCCACAUACCUAUCUACAAUCCCACCUACCUGGUGACGCAGUCCAACCAACUGUACUCGGCCCACAAGCAGCAACUCUUCAAGCCCAGCUCGGAACCGGUGGUGGAAGCGGGUUACGUCAACGCCGAUCUCACCCAGGAGGUGGCCAGCAACGGGCAGAUACUGCAGGCAGCCAAGGAUCCACAUCACAACAUCCAUCCCGUGCUUGAUGCGGCGCCACAAUAUGCUGCUCUUAUUGCUGCUCCGGCUCUGGGUGAUCCCAAUGAGGGUGCCUACGAGACGGCCUCGUUCCACUUGCCCAAUGUGGCGUCGGCGGUGACUGCCUCCGUUCCGGAAGGCGGCUUCGUGGUGUCCAACUUCUAUGGCCAUGCCCACGACUCGUCCCAAUUGCUACAGGCGUACGCGGAAGAGGAGGCACGUCGCCAGCAACUGGAAACAGAGCAAGCCGCCAUUGAGCUGCAGAAGCAGCAGCAGUUGCAUCUGGAGGAGCUAAAGGCACAGGCCCAGGAGCAGCAGCAACAACAUCAGUUGCAUCUGGAGGAGCUGAGGGCUCAGGCACAGUACCAGCAGCAGCAACAGCAGCAGUUCGAGGAGCUGCAGGCCCAGGCACAGGAGCAACACUUGCAGCAGCAACACCAGCAGCAUCAGCUGCAGCUGUUGCAGCUGCAGCAGCAACAACAGCAGUUGCAGCAGCCAGUGCAGCACCAUCCGCCGCAGCAGGUGCAACACCAGCAGCAACAGGUGGCUCAGGAUCCUGCAGCAAGUGCCUUCGAGGAGCACCAGCGAUUGGUGCAGCAGCAGCUCGGCGCCAGCACGCCACUUCGCAUCUUUGUGCCCGACGAGGAAGCAGCCGAAUCGCGACUGCAAAAGAGGUCGGAUGAUCUGAAGAAGGGCACGGUGGAGGAUGUGCCCAGUGCGGGUCGGAACGACGGCGAGGACAGCGAGGAGUCAGCCAAAGAUUUGUUCGAGGUAUCCACCUCCGUCGAAGUGGCCGGCGAGCAUCUCACGGCCAGCAGUAAUUAGUUAAGGCACAUUAAGUCUUCGACGCUGUUCAAAAAUAUUUAUUUACACACUCAUUUGUAAAAACGCAUUCAUGUAGCGAGCAGUCGGUAGUUAAUAAAAAUAACCAUUAAUUUAUUCAAA